AGGAAGUCCAGGUUGGAGAGCAGAGUGGAGAAGAUCACCUGGCAUGCAGGCAGAAAACCCAAACGGAUUCGUGUUGUUUGCUGCCAGCUAAAAUGUUACUGCGCUCUCAAGACAGAAGACCCCUGCUUGGGUUUUCGGCCCUACUAAGGCAAAGCAUUCCCCAAUAUCGGCAACUGGCAUCCACGGCGCCUCUCAGGAGUCCGAAAGAAUCCAUCUUUACGUUGCGACCUCUUAGCGCUCCACCUCCUUGGGCAACGCGGGCACUCUACAACUUGCAGGAAGUCGAGCGAGAACUGCAAGGCCUCAGAGAGCGCCAGCAGACCGAGGCAGAUGAGGUGAACCGGGAGUUGGACAGUGCGGCGAUCGGUGCCCGGAGAGAAGAGCGUCGUCUUCUCGAAAAGAUCGAGCAGGAUCACGGAGAAGCCCAGCUUCUCCUGAGUCAGGUGAAGCGAGAAAACGCGGCGGCAGUGAGGGUUGCGCAAUCCCUCGUCGAUCAGCAACUACGAAAAAUGCGGCAGCUGAAGGAGCAGAUACAAAGAUGGGGCAGCACAGCCGGGGGUGUUGAUAAAUCUCAGCUCGAAAGAUGGCUAGCAGAGGUUACCCAGCCGUGGGAAAUCUCUCUUACGAUUAAAAGGGUCAGCUUCCAACCAACAGAGUCCCGAAAUCCCUGCUUAGGGCAGAUCAAUGUCUACGAGCAAAGUGUAACUUAUCCCAUUGGCGUCUGUGGCGCCCAAGGACAGAAGUGUGCCCUGCACUCGGGACACUCCACCUUGUCAAACAUCACCCCUGUCGAGAUUCGAAAAGAGCCAUCGUCAGUCAAAGCGGAGCAAAGACAACGUUCAAAGGAGAGCGCAAAGACAAAGACCGGGACUCCGCAAAUUGUACCGAAGCGAAAUGCGUUCAGCUCAACUGCGAACGAGAAGCUCAGAUCGUCUGCGUCCCCCACGCCGAGAAAUCGCGCCGUAUCGGAGUCCUCCCAAGAGGAGGAAGAGAACUCGAUGCGUUGCGUCGCACGCGAACAAGACCUCUUAAACGCUAUUUCGGCAGCGUCGAGUCAAAGAGAAUCUGAAAGCGAGGAAUCCGACGGCAAAUGCCGACGACCCAAGAAGCUCUCCGCUGUUAGGGGAAAGAAAAAGAAAGAAGCCGUUGUCCUUGUCUCACGCGAAGAAACUUCCUGUCCUCUCGAAAGUGAGCCCCUUUCCAGGCACACUCUUGGAUACCUUUCCACGAGAUCGAAUUCAUUAUCUCGAAAAGCCUCGUCAACGCCCAACGAGUCAUCAAAGGACAGCGGAAGCCCUCCGUCCUCAGCAGCGAGCGAGGAUUUGUGUUACACGUGCCCCGAGAACGGAUUGGGCAGUGGAUCCUUCAAGCAAGAGCACCGCCAUUCACUUUAUUCCGGCAACUUCUCCGGUAAACCGAGCCCCGCAAACCGCGGUGACAAAGGUGUCUGUGGACCGAUUAGGAAAGUCAUCAGGAUCCGCCUGACCGCUGAGCCGACUCCUGAGCAAGGCCAGGGACACGGCUCUGAGCCAGAACCAGACGGCGACGCUGCAGAUUCCAGAGCCCAGACUUCCGUUGCAAAAUUGUUUGGUUUAAAUCCUGUCCAUCGAUCUCCGUCCGUGCCGGAAAUAGAAAAUGAGGAAUCGCAUCAGUACAAAAAUGACAACAAAGAGAACGACGUGGCACCUUUUCGGGAGUUGGAGCAAGAGGGCAGUUCAACUGCGCUUGACACAGCUUACCUGGUGAGGCAGUUUGGAAAACAAGGAUCAGGCCGCACGGAUUUCAACCUGCCGAGCGGUAUACACGCAACUACCAAAGGUCUGCUCUUCGUGGUGGAUUGCGGAAAUGCCCGCAUUCAGGUUACCGACCUCCAAAAGAACGUAGUGCAGCAGGUGUCCCCAUCAGGGUUCGAGAGAUCUUCCCGUAUCUGCAAUUACUUUGACGUGGCCGUCAACUCGAAAGGACUCAUUGCUCUGACCUGCGCCGCCGAACGAGCCGUGUUGGUCUUCAACCGUCACGGGCGCCUGCUGCGGAUAUUUGGAGGCACGACGAAUAGCUCGGCAAAUGAAGACCUGGAUGCUCCCCGCGGGGUCACUGUUACGCCACAAGAUGAUUUCUUGAUUGCCGACAUCAAACGCGGCACCCUGACUGCCCUGAAGCUGGACCCCAAAACCGGGGCCAGGUUAGAGCGGACAGUUGUCACAGGCUACCACAGGCCAUACCUGGUGGCAGCCUGCCUGGCGACAGGACUCGUGGCGCUGUCCGAAAGAGGCAACGAUAGCGGCCGCGUGCCAUGUAUACGCGUACUGGAGCCCGGAUGGAGUACAAUACGAGUCUUGGGGGUGUGCUCCGGCCUCGGGCCCAUCUUAUCUUGCCCUUGGGGCCUUUGUAUCGACUGCAAUGGGGAUGUGCUGGUAGCAGACUGGGGAAAGGAGGCCCAUCGGGUUCUUCUUUACCCGUCAAAGGGUGUCGGCUGGCCGCUCGUCACGGAUAAUUUGAACAGCCCAAGAGGUCUAGCGCUGCUCCCCGAUGGCCACGUGGUCGUUUCGGACAGCAUGAAUCAUUCCAUCAAGAUCUAUCGCUACAAAUGA
Messenger RNA from Hippocampus zosterae (dwarf seahorse), 2591 nucleotides. RefSeq lists its product as uncharacterized. Gene Ontology annotation, molecular function: ubiquitin protein ligase activity; protein binding; translation repressor activity. The transcript is spliced from 2 exons. Bases 93 to 2591 code for a protein of 832 amino acids. The record is from RefSeq and is a predicted model, not a curated record. Gene Ontology annotation, biological process: proteasome-mediated ubiquitin-dependent protein catabolic process; protein polyubiquitination; negative regulation of translation. NCBI's taxonomy places the organism in Eukaryota, Metazoa, Chordata, Actinopteri, Syngnathiformes, Syngnathidae.